CGAGGUCGGCGUGGCGGGUUGCUAGGAGACGGUGCUCUUUUGAAGGAGAUGAAACAGCCGAGGAAGGAACGCCAUAGAAGCCUCUCAGUCUUGUUGGUCAAGGCUGUGGUGGUCAGAAGGAGUUGCUAGCUGGCUUGAAGCCAAAGACAUCGUUUCUACAACUCUUCUCUCUGGUUCUCUGUAAGGAGCGUCGGGCAGAGCCAUCACGGCCAACAUAAUGUGUCCAGCAGAUCCAGCCUCGGAGGGUCUGCAGUUUAAAGAACCUUAUGAAAAGUUUAUGUAUCAGCAUCUCCAGUACUAUGGCUAUUUCAGAGGUGAGAGAAAUAUUCCUCCAAGUGUGACUUUCCUUUCUGAGAGCAUAGAAGAAAGCUCUCUCCAUAUGUUGAAACCAGACAUCUUUGGCAAGAGAAGUACAGCAGAACACAACUCAGACAAGAACCUACUCUGUUCAGUUGCGUCAGAGACUGCGCGUCUUAAAAGCAAGCAACUUUUGCUCGACCCUCAAGAGGGUUCUGGUGUUCGGCGCUUACGAGAACCUCGAAAUCUAUCUUCUCUUCCCAAUGGCAGAGAUUCAAUCUUGGCCCCAUUCUGGCCAAUAGAGUGCGAAGUAAUUGAGAAUAGCGUCCAUCACAUUGAAUGGAUUCCCCCUGAACCAGAACCUUUCUAUCAGCCAACAGGAAAUGAAUAUGCACCUGAUGUAGUGGGAGAAGAGCAUGGAACUGUUGUCUAUUCCAUAAAUCCAGCAGCCAAGGGUACCUGUUUCACUGGCUCCCGAGUUGGAGGGUCAAGAGAACCCAUCAAACCAGCGGCACCCUGCUCAAUAGACCCAGAGGACACCAUGCUGUUAUUUGAGUCUCGCUUUGAAAGUGGUAACCUCCAGAAAGCUGUCAGGGUAGGCAAGUAUGAAUAUGAACUCACAUUGCGGACGGAUCUUUAUACUAGCAAGCAUACACAGUGGUACUAUUUCAGAGUACAAAAUACUAGGAAGGAUGCAAUUUACCGCUUUACUAUUGUUAAUCUGAUGAAAGCCAAGAGUCUGUACAGUGUAGGGAUGAAGCCUCUCCUAUAUUCUCAAAAGGAUGCUCAGUUGCAUGGUGUUGGCUGGAGAAGAGAGGGCAGUGACAUCAAAUAUUAUAAAUACAAUACGGAGGAUGGUCAGACCUUGUAUUGCCUCACUUGGACUAUGUCUUUUCGGCACAGCCAUGACACAUGCUAUUUUGCUCACUUCUACCCCUACACCUACUCGGAUCUACAGCGCUAUCUCUUGACUUUGGUGAACAAUCCAGUCUGUUCUCAGUAUUGCAAACUUCGCCCUCUGUGCAGUAGUCUGGCUGGGAACAUGGUAUACCUCCUCACUAUUACCAACCCAUCUAAAAGUGCUGCUUUUGCUGCUGCAAAGAAAGUUAUUGUGCUGAGUGCCAGGGUCCACCCUGGAGAGACAAACAGUUCCUGGGUGAUGAGAGGCUUUCUGGAUUUCAUCUUAAGUGAUGCCCCUGAUGCUCAGCUUCUUAGGGAUCUCUUCAUAUUCAAGAUUGUGCCCAUGCUUAAUCCAGAUGGAGUAAUUGUGGGAAAUUACCGCUGCUCACUAGCAGGAAGGGACUUGAACCGGAACUACAGGACAUUGUUGAAGGAAUCCUUUCCUUGCAUUUGGUACACUCGGGCCAUGGUCAAGAGAGUCCUUGAGGAACGUGAAAUUCUGCUGUAUUGUGACUUGCACGGGCACAGCCGGAAGAAUAAUGUUUUCAUGUAUGGCUGUAACAACAAACAUACAAAAGAACUGUUACUUCAUGAACAAAUCUUUCCUCUUAUGCUGAGCAAGAAUAUUCCUGAUAAGUUUUCUUUCAACAGCUGUAAGUUUCGGGUUCAAAAGUGUAAAGAAGGCACAGGACGGGUUGUGAUGUGGAGAAUGGGAAUAUUGAAUAGUUACACUAUGGAGUCUACAUUUAGUGGGUCAACACUAGGCAGGAAAAGUAAUUCUCAUUUUACUUCUGAAGAUCUCAAAACUUUGGGCUAUCAUCUCUGUGACACUUUGUUGGACUUUUGUGACCCUGACCGUUCCAAGUUUCAGCAAUGUCUGUCUGAACUUAAAGAGCUAAUGAAGCAAAAAAUACAGAGGAAGCUUUCGGAGUUGGGCCAUGAACAAAAUACAGAUGGCACAUGGAGUGACAUAUCUCUGUCCGAUGUUGAAUCAAGCACAAGUGGCUCUGAUAGCUCCCAGUCUGAUGGUCCCCCUGCACAUUUGAUCAGCAUGAUAGAAAAGGAUUAUAAUGAGAAGAAGAAAAAGAAGAAGAAAAAGAAACGUCUACGCAUGAGAAAGGAAAGGAAUAAUUUGCAUCAGAAUCAUGCUGAGAGACAUGCACCGAAGGACAAGGAAGAUGUUCUGGAAAGCACAAUUUCUCCAAGCCAUGAAAAGUGUCAUAGCCUUUCCAAAGGAUCACAGAGAGACAACAAUUCAGAACAGAAGAGAAAGCAGAUGAAUCGAGUAAUCUUUAUGUAUCAGGCCCAAAAUAUAGAAGAUACUGCCUGUUCCAGUUUACAAAAAGAGGACCUGAAUAACUUUCAAAAGUUUCAAGAGCCUCCCUUGGGUAAACAGAUUAUUCCUUUGCUUGAAUAUGAGAUGAAGAUUACAAAGCCUCAGCCCCUCCUUCUAACAACAAUUUCACCAUUGCGACAGAGUCUCCCAAAAACACUUGUCAAACUGCAUCCAUCUCCCGUUCAUGGGCAGCCCAAUGGUGAACUUCAUGGGAAGAAGAAUCCAGGCCUCUCUGUUUCAUCAUCUUCUCCUGGACUUAAACGAUACAGGUCCCUAUGGUGUUAUCCUGAAGUGCCUACUGUGAAUUUAAUGCUGCGUCGAAGCCUAGCUUUAAAAUUCCAGAGUUCUUUUGACAAUGGCAGACUGUGGCACAUGAGCCAAAGCAGGUCACAGAUUAUUUCCCAUGGAGAAUUCAAGUGGAAACCUCUCCAAGUUGACCGCAUGCUUCUAAGAACAGAGAGUAGAUACCAUGCCAAAGGCAAGGGUCCAUCAAGCAAGAUGGAACAAAAACAUUCAUUGCUAGAGUGCUGAGAGGAGUCCAAACACACCAUUUGAAAGAACUACACGUCCCUUCCAUUAAACCUCAACAUUUUUAAUAAUUCACACAAGCAACUGGUCACUCUCCUGUUCUACACUUACUAUAAGAAUUUGACAUACAGUUGUCUGUAUUUUUUUGAGAAAAGCAAAGCUGGCAUUUUGACAAAAGUGGGGGGAGGAGUGAAAAUGGGCGGUAUAGCUGAGAUGAAAGGGAAGUGGUUUAAUUGGCUUCUAUUAAUAAGCUAGCAUAAAACAUUACAAGGAAUACAGACUUUCCACAACUGAGUUUUCCUCCUUAGAGAAAUAAUGGGCGGUUGAGAUGAGGGGUCUUACAAGGAAGAACUUGUAGGGAAAGAAUGCUUCAACUAUUAUGCUGUUAGCUUUUGUUCUGCAACUGCCCCCCCGGCUGUUUUUUGCCAUAACUUACAACUAUGAUGAGCUCCAAAGACAGCUCAUGUGGAAAUAGCCAAUUGAUGUUUCAUUUGCAGAAUAGAGUCUAUGAAUGCAAAAGGAUUAAGCACUCUUUGUUCCUGGUAUUUGUCUGAUUCUCUACUACCAAUGGCUCCGCCAUCACUAUACUCAUGUUACAUCAGCAAAUGUGGGUUUGGGAAUUGACAUCUACUGAGAUACCUGCUGAUUUCUAUAUAUUUCCUUAUCCCUGUUAAGUAUAAUUAACUUUUUUAUGAUAAAGAUUGAACACCUGAUAAUUUUAUUUUUACAUUUUUUAUCUUUCUUAGAUGUCUAUAUACAGGUGGGUACUAUUAUAACUUAAUGCAAGUCUGCCAGUGCAGUGCUUGAACCACACAAGGAACAAAUUGUAGGCACAUAUUGUAUUAAUUUUUUUAGGUCAUAAGGUAAUGCUAUCAUUUCCCCAGUUUUGAAGGUUACUCUAACUGGAGUCUCCUUCUAUUCUGUCUCUUCUGCUGCUGUACUCUAAUUUCCAUUGUAUUCACAAGUUUUCUUCUUGUUCUAGGAUGAAGAGUGUAUCAUUAGAGCUUAAUAAAAAAAUACUGGUGCCACA
Messenger RNA from Anolis carolinensis (green anole), 4091 nucleotides. RefSeq names its product AGBL carboxypeptidase 2 (gene agbl2). Bases 218 to 3064 code for a protein of 948 amino acids. The transcript has 19 exons. Gene Ontology annotation, biological process: proteolysis. Gene Ontology annotation, molecular function: zinc ion binding; metallocarboxypeptidase activity. NCBI's taxonomy places the organism in Eukaryota, Metazoa, Chordata, Lepidosauria, Squamata, Anolidae. The record is from RefSeq and is a predicted model, not a curated record.